Molecule: messenger RNA, 437 nt
Organism: Amoebophrya sp. A25
Lineage: Eukaryota; Dinophyceae; Syndiniales; Amoebophryaceae
Source: the annotation of a GenBank genome assembly
GUCUGGUGGAUCGUGGUGAUGGUGUCUUUUUGUUUGCUAAAGCACCUAAGAUCGUGCCUGCAUCAAGACAUCUCCAAGGUGCUGCUCAACAUGCUGUUAAGGGCAAGUUUAGCGAGGAGACGGAAAAGCUUUGCUUUGAUGUAUAAAUGAGUAGGAAAUUGAAAAAAGGAUCAACGAAGAAGUAGAUCAUUCUCACAAAUCUCCUGGAUGUUGUUCCAUCUCGAUCAUUUUUGCAGCUGGAAAACGAUGAACAUGAAGUAUUAUAGCAAGCGAGAACAUGAAGUAGUUUUAGAGGACACCCUCCACCUUUUCUAAAACUACUUCACCUAGUACCUCGACCUCGCCAGCGGACGACGCUGAGCAGAAGAAAGAAGGAGCUGAAGAAGAGGAGAAAGAGGCUCACGAGUUCAAGGAACGAGUCAAUAGGAUGACGCCAC